AUCGUAAAAAAUGGCGACAAAAGAUCAAAGCUCACUCUUGGACCGCGUCAUCGCGGCCUCAUCAACAGAAGAGUCCCGCAAACUAUACGACGAAUGGGCCAAAACCUACGACUCAGACAUGUCGCUACACGACUUCACGGCCCCUCGCCUCGUCACUCAGGCCGUUGCCCGCGGCCUCAAACUCAACUACAUCUCUCCCGAUAAGCCACUUGCAGGUCUCCGGAUUGCCGACGCGGGAUGCGGAACCGGGUCCGUUGGUAUCGAGUUGUCUAAACUUGGGGCUACCGAUAUUGUUGGGCUGGACAUUAGCGAGGGCAUGCUUGCUGUUGCGAAGAAUACCGCGGUCUACGAUGAUCUCAAAACUACCGAUCUGACGAAGAGAUUGGACGUCGAGGAUGGCAAGUUCGACGCCUUGACUUGCUGCGGGACGUUUACGCAUGGGCAUCUGGGGCCGGAACCACUUGAAGAAUUUACGAGGGUGGUCAAGGUUGGAGGGGUAGUUGUUGCGACGGUUCUGGAUAGUUUUUGGGUGGAGAAGGGUUUUGAGAGGGAGGUUGCGAGACUGGAGAAGGAGGAGAAGGUGCAGGUUGUGGAGAAGGAUGUCCAUGACUAUCGGAAGGACGCUGGAGGUGGAAGAGUACUGGUAUUACGAAAGCUGUAAAGCUACAGGAGAUGAAGUGGGUUGAGUUGAAUGAUGCUAUCUGUAGUCUCCGAUGACAAUCCAGAGUUUGGGCUGUCUGG
This is a messenger RNA of Pyrenophora tritici-repentis Pt-1C-BFP, 741 nucleotides long. Its product is annotated as Methyltransf-11 multi-domain protein. The record is from RefSeq and is a predicted model, not a curated record. Lineage: Eukaryota; Fungi; Ascomycota; Dothideomycetes; Pleosporales; Pleosporaceae.